UUGCGACGAUUUAACAGAAUUAUGCCUUGGAUUAGAAUAACAAAAUCCCACCAUCAUGGCCUGAUGAUCUCAGCUGCUCUUACAUCUUCGGCAGUAUACUAUCUAUAUAGGGAAGAGCAUCGGUCGGAGGUUUACAUCAAAAAUGGAAACCAAAGGUGUGGCUCACGCUCUACGCAAUGCAAUCCAAUCAUCCCCUCAGUCAGCAGUCUGUUGAACCCUCCCCCGCUGAAGAAUCGUCGAUCCUCUUCCCCAAGCGGGAGCCAAGGCUGUGGCUUACUGCCUUACGAUGUCUUGCGAGUCCCGCUUGGGAGGGCCUGUUCUGCUAUUGUUCAUCCCAACUCGGGCCUAUCAAUACCGAGAGCAUCAGUUGAGCCACUGCAUGUCGUAGAAUUCUCCAUGUCCGAUGAUAUUUUAAGCUUGCCGCGUAGUAGAUGGUGUAGUAGAUGGUGCGUCGAUGCCCCUCGUGAGUGGUGCAUGUAUGUUUCUCUCUGCCACUCGACUCAACCCGUGAUUGCUCCGCUCCACCUAUCGGCCGAUGUACAUACACACACCGCCGACACACUACACCCAAAUGUUGAAUCUCCGGGUGAUUACAUCACUGCAGCACUGGGGCAUAAUAAGCGACGAUAAUAUUAACUGUCUCUCGCUCUGACAAAUAGCCAUUCCAGAAGGUCCCACCUCAGUCCCUCCGGCUGAGCUGCAUGUCUCGACGGAAUGGAAGGGCAGACUAGGCUUAGGUACGUAGUAAACAGGUUUGAUCUCGCGUCUGUGCGUCCAAGUAUCGAUCACCGCGAUCACCAGCUUCAGACAAUA
Molecule: messenger RNA, 813 nt
Organism: Daldinia decipiens
Lineage: Eukaryota; Fungi; Ascomycota; Sordariomycetes; Xylariales; Hypoxylaceae
Exons: 2
Coding region: 22-630 (202 amino acids)
Source: RefSeq, a predicted model, not a curated record